Molecule: messenger RNA, 2415 nt
Organism: Rhagoletis zephyria (snowberry fruit fly)
Lineage: Eukaryota; Metazoa; Arthropoda; Insecta; Diptera; Tephritidae
Source: RefSeq, a predicted model, not a curated record
UUGUGUGUUGACACAGUGGCAUACGCACGCCAUGAGGUGUUAAGACACUGUGUUGGCACAAUUGUGUUAUUGCUACCUAUCGAAAGUGGAUCAAGAAACUCCUUAACUCUUCGCUCGAAUUUGCUAUUUCCUUAUGUUUUGCGAUUAUUGGCGGCGAGAGCACUCAACACAGCAGAGUGUGCCAUGUGUGCUAAAAACACUUCCCAGUUUGUGCUUUCAUACUGUGCCAAGUGUGCUACUGUGCUAUCGUUUAAUCGAAAAGUGUGCCUGUGCGUGCGGCACAUCGAUGAGUGUUAGCACAGUAACACAGCACUGUGUUGUAUUACACAUCAGUACUUCUCAGCGCGUAAAUAAAAAUUAACAAAAAGAAAAAUGGACAGAUUUUUGAUUCGAACUGAUGGUAAUAACAAUGCUUGUGAAGAGGAGAGUGUUGUGCUGAACGAAAAUGAAGAUGUCCCAAAAACUAAUAGGCGAAAGAUAUGCUCCUCAUGGAUUGCUGAUUUCAGUGAUUGGCUAAUUAAAAAGGAAACUGCUGCAGGUGAUGAAGAACUUUUUUGCAAGGUAUGCAAUGCCUUUCUUAAAGUGAGUUCCGGCAAAUCAGAUUUAAUAAGCCACAAGAAUACCCAAAAGCACAAAACCAGAUCAAUUUGUAUUACGAAUGGUCAAACCACUAUUGCGGAGCAGUUCAGAAAUAACACUAGAGAAACGAGACUGGUACAAACCUUGGAACUUCAGUUAAGUGCAUUUAUAGCGGAACAUAACCUGCCCUUCUCCUGCAUGGACCAUUUGUCACUGUUUUUAAAAAAAUCCAUUCCGGAUUCAAAAAUUGCUCAACAAAUUUCCUGCGCUCGAACAAAAACGACAAACCUCGUCAAAAAUGUAUUGGGCCCUACCCAAUUUGAAUAUUUAUGCCAGCUUUUACGUAAAAAAAAGUUUUCCUGUGUAUCGACGAGUCGAUCGAUAUAUCCAACAAGAAAUCAUUGUGCUUAGUGGCUAGGGUUGCAAUAAAUUUUUCCAUUAAAGACUUGUUUUUUGGAUUAAUUGAAGUAGAAAACUAUGAUUCACGAAGCAUAUACAAUAUUUCGAAAAAACAAUAUUUGUUAUAAAACUAACUUAAUUGGAUUUGCUGCGGAUGGUGCACCGAAUAUGACAGGCAAAAAUCAUUCUGUUGCUAAACUGUUAAAAGUUGACGUUCCAGAUUUAUUUAUUAUGAAAUGCAUAUGUCAAUCAAUCGCACUUUGUUCAUCAUAUUCGUGCCUUAAGCUUCCAUCCGGCGUAGAGUCUUUAGUAUGAGAUGUGUACAAUUGCAACAUUGUAACAUUGCAAAUAGCCCCAAGCGAAAUGCGCAAUUCAUAAAAAUUGCUUCAAUUUUAGAAUUCAAACCAAAAAUAUGUUACAUCCCGCUCAAACUAGAUGGGUAUCUUUAGAGGCUGUGGUGAAUCGUGUUCUUGAGCUGUAUGAACCGUUAAAAAUAUAUUUUGCAUUUGCGUCUAAUGUGGACCAUAUAGAUUUAAGUUUUUUGAAGUAUAUUCUUCACAUCAUAAAUAACGGUAAUAAAAUAUUUCAAAGCUCAAGCUCCCAAAUACCCGGAAUGCAUGAGGAAAUGUUACGGUUAUUCCUUAAAAUUUUGGAUAAUUUCAUUCAACCACGAUAUUUAAAUUCAAAUCGUAUUAAUGAACUUGAAUUUGAAAAUAGAGCAAACAUGUUAAAUGAGGAGAACGUAUACUUAGGGGUUUAUGUAUCAAAAAAAAUUGCUGAUAGCAAAUUAUCUCCUCUUGAAUUAAAAGAAAUCACCAACAAUUGCAUUGCUUUUUACAUAGAGUUUUGCAAACAAAUAAAAUUCAGAUUUGAAUUUAACGAUAUAACUUUAAAGGAACUGUCUUUUAUGAACCCUGGCAAGAUUUUAAAUAAAAAUAUCACUUCGUUACAAAACAUAACAAACCGAUUUCCAAAUUUAAUUUCUCAAGCUGACAUGCAGAACUUAGAUGAUGAGUUUAGAGAGUUACGCCACUUAAAUUUUGAUGAAUAUUUUAAAUCUUUGGUUAACAUUAAUUACGAAGACUUUUGGGCUACAAUAUCUAAAAUUACACGCGCAAACACUGAAUAUGUAUUUCCCACGUUGUCUAAGUUUGUAUCAGAUUUGUUGUGCCUUCCCAGUUCAUCCGCAAAUGUUGAACGCAUAUUCUCAAAAGUGAAUUUAAAUAAAACUAAAUACAGGAAUAGACUGGAGAGUGGAACUCUAUAGGGUAUUUUAUUUACCCAAGACUACCUAUCAGUUAAUAAAUGCUUCUGUUAUGAACUGAAAAUCGAUCCUAAGAUCGCAAAAACCAUGAAACCAUCUCAGUAAAACUAAAAUUCAAAAUGUAUGUUUGUAUACAUAUGUACGUAUUUUGAUUUCAGUCUUGUAAAUUUAUA